AUGGAUUAUCCUUUUGUGCAUGGACGACUGCCCUACGGAUGGCUGGACGUCCCCGUAUACUGGCCCCAGCGACUGAUCCAUAUACCUAGCAUGACUUCGAUCUCUCGAGACGAUGGCAAUAUAUACAAGUACAAGGAUAUCAUGGCAAAGGAACCAGAAUAUGGCACGCUAUCGUAUACAUGGGGCCGUUGGAGGGUCAAAGACAAGCCCGACGCCCCACCAGUGCUGCCUAUUAAAAACACUCCUUGGCAAAUCCCUGCAGUAGAAGAAGCACACUUUACCACGGAAAAUUUCCAAAAGGUUAUUCAAAACAUACACAAAAGUGGCGUCGACUGGGUUUGGAUAGACGUGGGCUGCAUUGACCAGCGCCGCGGUAGUACACAAGCAGCUGUCGAGAUAGGCCGACAGGCCAGUAUUUUCAAGCAAGCAAAGUCUACCUUUGUUUGGUUAUCUCGUCUCGAUUGUAUACAGCUCGCUCAGGCUAUCGAUGAUAUAUUGGACUAUGGCGGCCAACUCUACGAUCACAUUGACAUUGGCAUCGAGGGCGUUGAUUUUGAUAAUGUCAUGGAUAAGCUUCAAACCGUGUCCGAGUACCUCUUUUCUGAUCCGUGGUUUUCGUCUCUAUGGACUCUGCAAGAAAUUGUUCUCCGAAACGAUGCUAUUGUUCUUUCUACUGAGGGAGAGUCUGUGCCAUGGAAGGUAGCGCGCCAAGACCAGCGCACAUACAUGACGAUGUUGAUCAAUCACUGCCAGAAUGUCUACACUUCCUUGGAGAAGGCAAUUGAAAAGACAAAAACAGUUUAUUCUGAGCAAUACCCGGAGAAGACGAUGAACGCAAUUCAGCGCGUUAAGCAGCUCAUACUCCAGGUCGGAUUCUAUUAUCUGUUUAGCACCAACCCUAACGUACAGUUUGGCACAGCUCGCUACCGCACAACGAAAAGAGCUGAAGACCGCAUCUAUGGCAUCAUGCAAAUUUAUAACCUCUGCGUUGGAAGGUCAGCGAGGCCAGAAGAAAAUCCAUCCAUGGAAGAGCUGGUCAUUGAAUUCGCAGCAGCCAUCAACUAUAAUAGCGCCAUAUUGGGCCAGUUCUUCGUCCAUGUUUCGCGACCAAAGCGAGGGUAUACUUGGCGGAUUACAGAAGAGUCGACAGUUCCGAACUCGCUUAUAAUGUACCGAGAUCCAAAUGACAUGGCCACCAUCAAUGUUGAUUUAGAUGAGAAUUGCAUUGCCGCCGGUAAAUGCUGUCAGCUUCCCAUGUUGUUAUCUGCAGCUAAAGAAGCCGGAGACAUAGCACCAUCACAUGCUGUGGACGGAUGGGGCCUUAAAUUCGAAAUCCUCCUUGACAACCACAUCAAUGACGCCGCAUCAUUUAACGCAGCUAAUCAACAACACUUUAUGGAGCGGCGUAACUCUGGUACGGAAAUUGAUUUAAAGGACGUAUUGGUUUUGUGGCUGGGAAACGUUCAGGCGGAGUUCUCCUAUCGAUCUAAUACUUAUUUUCGCCGCAAUGUUGGCUUGCUCUUGAGUGUGCAGAACCACAACACCGGAGAGGGCGUGUUGCAUUACGAGCGCCUGGGUAUCGCGGUUUGGACGACAGGUGAAAAGUCAACGCCUUUUGAAGUACCCAUUAGAAGCAUUCCUUGGGAAUGGUACGACCAAUUAGUAUUGAAAUGA
Trichoderma gamsii is the source of this 1674-nucleotide messenger RNA. RefSeq lists its product as hypothetical. The coding region runs from base 1 to 1674 and encodes 557 amino acids. The transcript has 2 exons. The record is from RefSeq and is a predicted model, not a curated record. Lineage: Eukaryota; Fungi; Ascomycota; Sordariomycetes; Hypocreales; Hypocreaceae.